AUGACCGCCCGUUUGGUAUUGGUCAUUGGUGACCUGUUCAUCCCUGACCGAGCUCCUGAUCUUCCAGCCAAGUUCCGCAAACUCCUGACACCCGGGAAGAUCGGUCAGACAUUAUGCCUCGGAAACCUGACCGAUCGCGAGACCUAUGAAUUCCUCCGCGAAGUAGCCCCGGAUCUGCAGAUGGUGAAGGGCGACUUCGAUGUUGACUCUCCCAAUCUCCCUCUCUCCAAAAUUGUGAACCAUGGCAGCCUACGAAUCGGCUUCACUCAUGGCCACACCAUCGUACCACCCGCUGACGCUGAUGCAUUGCUCAUCGCAGCCCGCCAGAUGGAUGUUGAUGUCUUGUUGUGGGGAGGUACCCAUCGCUUUGAGGCAUUUGAGAUGGAGGGCCGAUUCUUUAUCAACCCGGGAAGUGCAACGGGGGCCAUGAGCUCGGGCUUCUGGCCAGAUGGAGAGGAGCCUACGCCGAGUUUCUGCUUGAUGGACAUCCAAGGGGACGUCCUUGUGUUGUACGUUUACCAAUUGAAGACCGAUGCCAAUGGUGUGGAAAACGUAGCCGUGGAGAAGGUCUCCUUCCGCAAGAACCAUCCCCCGGCUUCGUGA
Penicillium paradoxum is the source of this 603-nucleotide messenger RNA. Its product is annotated as vacuolar protein sorting-associated protein 29. The record is from RefSeq and is a predicted model, not a curated record. The transcript has 4 exons. The coding region runs from base 1 to 603 and encodes 200 amino acids. Gene Ontology annotation, cellular component: endosome; retromer complex. Lineage: Eukaryota; Fungi; Ascomycota; Eurotiomycetes; Eurotiales; Aspergillaceae. Gene Ontology annotation, biological process: intracellular protein transport; retrograde transport, endosome to Golgi.